Molecule: messenger RNA, 1586 nt
Organism: Vigna radiata var. radiata (mung bean)
Lineage: Eukaryota; Viridiplantae; Streptophyta; Magnoliopsida; Fabales; Fabaceae
Exons: 2
Coding region: 34-822 (262 amino acids)
Source: RefSeq, a predicted model, not a curated record
GUUUCUCUCUGGUACGUUUUGUCAUCUUCGGAGAUGGCGUCUGGUAGUGCUCUUUCCUUUUCCAGAAGUCCAUCAAUUACCUCCGAGAAGCUAAAUGGAAAAAAUUAUCUAUCAUGGUCUGCUGCCGUUGAAAUGUGGUUCUUUGGCCAAGGGCUUUAUGACCACCUUGAGCAAGAUGGAAGUCAUGUGCCUACUGAAAAAGCUGAUAAGUGGAAACAAGUAGAUUUCCAGUUGUGUGCCCUAUUAUGGCAAUCAGUGGAACCCAACCUUCUUAUAUCUCUGAGGGCUUUCAAAACUUGUCACUCCUUUUGGAAGAAAGCUCAAAGUAUUUGUGCCAACGAUAUUCAACGUCUCCAUGACACUGCGAACAAGCUUGCAUCUCUUAAAAUGACAAACCAUGAUAUGGUGUCCUUUAUGGCUGAAGCCCAAUCUGUCGUCGAAGAACUGAAGAUGUUCUUGGAAGCGGACCCAUUAAAGGAUAUCCAAAAGAAACUGGACAAAUAUUACAUGGUAUUGAUCCUUUGUGCCCUACAUCCCGAUUUUGAUCAUGUCAGAGAUAAACUUCUAACUAGUCAUGAGGUCCCCUCCAUGGAAACAUUGACUACUCGCCUUCUACGUGUCCCAGUACCUCAAACUCAGGAAGCGCAUGAACUAGUGGAACCAUCUGUCAUGGUUGCCACACGAGGAAGAGGAGGACGUGGCACUAGAGGAGGACGUGGCACUAGAAGAGGAGGACGAGGAGGUCGGGGACGUCCUCAAUGCACAUACUGUGAAAAGAUGGGUCACACUCAAGAGAAUUGCUAUUCUUUACAUCUUUUUUGAAUGAAAUCAAGAAUCAAUUUGGUCAAGUAAUCAAAAUAUUAAGAAGUGAUAAUGCAAAAGAGUAUUUCUCAUCCCCCUUUUCUGCCAUCUUGAGUUUCCAUGGUAUCUUACAUCAGUCUACUUGUCCUCAUACACCACAACAAAAUGGUAUAGCAGAACGAAAAAAUAGACACUUGGUUGAAACUGCUCGUACCCUUUUGCUCGAUGCCCAUAUUCCUGUCUAUCACCGAGGAGAUGCCAUCUUAACUGCAUGUUAUCUUAUUAAUAAGAUGCCCUCCUCCUCUCUUGAUAAUAAAGUCUAGACAAACUCUCCGCUCGCUCUCUCAAAUGUGUCUUCUUAUGCUAUUCCCGACUUCAAAAAGGAUAUCGGUGUUACUCUCCUGAAACUAAGAAGUAUUACUUGUCUGCUAAUGUCACUUUCUUUGAACAGACUCCUUACUUCUCUCCAUCUGUUCAAGAUGUUUCUAUCCUCCAAGUCCUUCCUAUUCCGAUGGCUGAGUCAAAUAGUUCCAUUGUCUCUGUCAUUCCAAGUGUUGAUCACCAUCCUCCUGCACCCGGUUCUCCACAAACUGAGAUCAUCCCACACAGGGCCCCAAUGGAUAGUCCACCUCCCCAAGACAAUGGUGAAUCUCCUGCUUCAGAUUCUUCUCUCUCGUCACCUCCUCCCACGCUUCCUGGUGCAAAUGAUUUAGCAUGGCCAAUUUCCCUCAGAAAAGGUACUCGUUCCACUCGAAACCCCCAUCAUUUAUAACUUUCUUAGCUAU